Silurus meridionalis is the source of this 13329-nucleotide messenger RNA. RefSeq names its product dachsous cadherin-related 1a (gene dchs1a). The record is from RefSeq and is a predicted model, not a curated record. Gene Ontology annotation, molecular function: calcium ion binding. Gene Ontology annotation, cellular component: plasma membrane; cell-cell junction. Bases 354 to 10205 code for a protein of 3283 amino acids. NCBI's taxonomy places the organism in Eukaryota, Metazoa, Chordata, Actinopteri, Siluriformes, Siluridae. The transcript is spliced from 21 exons. Gene Ontology annotation, biological process: homophilic cell-cell adhesion.
GCGGGCAAGCAGCACUUAGAGGGGGAAAUCCGUGCAGAAAGCGGAGCAGAGCUUCACACACACACACACACACACACACACACACACACUGACAACUGGAAACUCUACACACACACACACUCAUACAAAGAGACCUGGAAUGUUUUUUCACCAUCACACACACGCACACAUACGUGGAGAAGAUCGGGAGAUGGAUAUUAUUUAAAAGGAUACUGUUUCAGCAUCGCAUUCUUUCUUCUAUUCCUCUUACCUGAGUGAGAAGAGUUUCUGGUGCACAGUGAUUUUUUUUGGGGGGGAUAAUCAGCCUCAGUUCAAACCAGGAGCAGAUGAGUGUUUGGUAAGACGCAGCUAAAAUGAAGAAAGUGCUGACAGGAGUGGGAAGCACAACAAUGGACCAAAUCCAUCAACACAGGACAUGGGAUAGCAGGCUGCUCGUGCUUCUUUGUGUGGCUCUUGAACUCUUCACGGCUCACUCGUCUAUUGUGCCGGGUACUCUGGAGCUCCAGCUAGAUGAAGAGCAACCAGCAGGUACUGUAGUUGGCGAUAUCAGUGCUGGCCUGCCACCAGGCGUCACGGCGUCUCUUUAUUUCAUAUCGGAUCACGAGGGAACAGGUGUCGGGACCGACCUGGACAUUGACGAGAGCACAGGCAUCAUAACGACAGCAAAGGUUUUGGACCGGGAAGUACGAGACCACUACAACUUCAUAGCUGUUACCAUGACGGGCGUGACAGUGGAGGUGACCAUUUUAGUCAAUGACAUCAAUGACCAUGCGCCAGUGUUUUCCAAAAAACGGGCCUCAUUCAAAAUUCCGGAACAGACCGCUAUAGGUACUAAAUUCCCCCUUGAACCUGCUUUGGAUGGAGACAAGGACCAGCUUACAACUCAAGGUUACAUUAUAACAGAUGGAAAUGUGGGGCAGGCGUUUCUUCUUGAAACCAGAAGAGGUUCCAAUCAAGUGCUUUAUCUGGAUUUGGUAGUCAAUGCCAUUUUAGAUAGAGAGACAAGAUCAUCCUAUACGCUCCUCUUAGAGGCAUUUGAUGGUGGAUCUCCUAAGAAGACUGGCCAGAUGAUCCUUGACGUAACUGUACAGGACAUCAAUGACAAUGCCCCAGUGUUUAACCAAAGUAGAUAUCAUGCCAUGAUCUCUGAAAAUCUGCAGCCAGGCAACAACAUACUGCAAGUAUUCGCUUCGGAUGCAGACGAGAGUGACAACGGCUUAGUGCUUUAUGAAAUCAAUAGGAGACAGAGUGACCCUGAUCGCUAUUUUGUCAUUAACUCUCAGACUGGUGUGAUAACUUUGAAUAAACCCUUGGACUAUGAGAUGAGGAAGGUCCAUGAGCUUGUCGUUCAGGCAAGGGACAAUGCGACACAACCUGAGGUCACUAAUGCUUUCGUUACCAUACAUGUGCGGGACUAUAAUGAUAACCAGCCCACCAUGACCAUCAUCUUCCUUAGUGAAGAUGGCUCACCACGCAUAUCUGAAGGUGCUCAGCCUGGCCAGUAUGUAGCACGGAUCUCUGUCACAGACCCCGAUUAUGGGGAGUACUCCAAUGUAAAUGUGUCUCUCGAGGGCGGAGAUGGAAAAUUUGCUUUAACCACUAAGGACAACAUCAUUUACCUCAUAUGUGUUGAUGAGAUCCUGGAUCGUGAAGAACGGGAUCGCUAUGAACUGAGGGUCAUGGCAACAGACUCUGGAACCCCUCCAUUACGAGCUGAGUCUUCAUUUACCAUCCAGGUUACCGACGUCAACGACAACCCACCUUUAUUUGACCAACAAGAAUACACCCAGGUAAUCCCAGAGGUAAUCUUUCCAGGGAGCUUUGUGCUACAGGUCACAGCACGAGACAAAGACCAGGGCCCUAAUGGAGAUGUCCACUAUAGUAUUCUGCAGAAUCUUGAAACUCAUUCGGACUGGUUCAGCAUUGACACUGUCACUGGCAUCAUCACAACGCUCACUCAGCUGGAUUAUGAAACGGACCCUACUCCUAGUUUGAUCGUCGUGGCAAUGGACAGGGGUAGACCUCCUCUUUCCUCCACUGCUGUAGUCAAAGUCAUCCUUCAGGAUAUUAAUGACAAUGAACCUGUUUUUGGAAGCAAGUUCUACAACGCAUCCAUUAAGGAGAACACUGCUGCUGGGACAUGCUUCUUGGAGGUAAAAGCGAGGGAUGCUGACGGUGGUUUGUUUGGCUCUGUGUCCUAUUCCUUUGGCUCUGGAUCUGGCAAUUUGGCCCCUCAUCUCUUCACUAUCAACAAAGCAAGUGGACAAAUCUGCACCACUGCAAGUCUGGACCGUGACCAGGGCCCUGCCAGCUACGACUUUGUGGUCACUGCCGUGGACGGGGGUGGCCUGAGCUCUGUUGCCUACAUCCACGUCGACCUAGUGGAUGUUAAUGACAACUCGCCAACCUUCUACCCCCUGCAUUAUGCUGUGAGUCUGAGUACUCAGAGCAGUCCAGGCACUUCUGUCAUCCGGGUGUCAGCACACGACCCCGACGCAGGGGAGAAUGGCAGGGUGACGUACCGUACGGCGCCCGGUGGCAGUUCACCUUUCUUCACCCUGAAUAAAGACACUGGAGUGAUCUCACUGUCACGCUCUCUGCAUGGGAAGGCAAACACAGUCAUCGCCAUGGUGGUCUCAGCCCAAGACGGGGGUGGUCUCACAGCUCCUGUAAAUGCCAAAGUUAACAUCAGCAUCGUGGCUGGUCUGGUGGCACCUCCUGUGUUUGAACAGGCUCAGUAUUACUUCGCUGUGUCCGAAGAUGCCCUCCGUGGGACCCAAGUGGGCACUGUGCGAGCCAGCACCAAGAAUGGGGUCUCAAAAGACGUUUCCUAUACCAUCUGCUCUGGUGAUCCUACUGGUUAUUUCACAGUGGAUCCUGAGACAGGAGUUUUGAGAACAAGUUUACCACUAGACCAUGAGCUCCAACCCAUUGUAGAGCUGGAAGUUCAGGCCCAAAGUGGGAACCCACCAGCUUUUGGUCAAACCCGGGUCCAUGUCACAGUGCUAGAUGUCAACGACAAUCCUCCAACCUUCAUCCCAUCCUCUUCCGAGUCUUUGAUUCUUCUUGAUGAUACAAGAAUGGGCACUGUGUUAUACAAGAUACAAGCUGAAGACCUUGACUCUGGUGCUAAUGGUGCUUUGACCUUUGACUUGCUUUCCAGUGGUGCUCAGAGAACCUUUAAUGUGGACCGAAGCAGUGGAGAAAUUCGUCUGAUUGGAAGUCUAUCAUAUGAGACAGUGGCACGCUAUGAUUUGCAGAUUCUUGCAAAGGAUAUGGGAGCACCUCAGCUUAGUGCCACCUUUACCCUGGUGGUGCAUGUACAGGCUGAGAACAGCCAAGGGCCGGUGUUUGACACUCUUAGCUACCGAGUGGAGCUAAAGGAGGGUACGCCUCUCAACACCCGUUUUCUGCAGGUGCGUGCACUCAAUAGAGAUAGCGCUAUCGCUUCCGGAUCCGGCCCCACUGUCCCCCUGGCUUACCACCUGCAACCAGAUGGAGACGCAGCAGGUUUUGGCAUUGUCUCAGACAGUGGCUGGCUGUUUGUCAAGAGUGCCCUGGACCGUGAGGUUAAAGAGGUGUACCUCCUCACAGUACUUGCAACAUCAGGUCAUGGGCAGCUAAAAAAGACCGGUAGUGCCACGGUACGUGUUUCAGUGACCGAUGAAAAUGACAACUCGCCUCGCUUUGCCCAGGAGAGAGCUUUUCUGGCUGUUAGAGAGAACCUGCCUGCUGGGUCAGGCUUUGGCCGAGUUCCAGCUACGGAUCGAGACGCCGGGCUCAACAGCCGCCUCAUAUAUCGACUUCUGCACCCAGAUCGCCAUUUUCAGAUCAACUCGAACACAGGUGAGAUCAGCACUCGGUUUGCGCUGGAUCGAGAGCACCAGUCCAGCUACCAAUUGGUAGUGGUCGUACAAGAUAGUGGAACUCCACCUCGCAGUGCCACUGGGACAGCCUUCAUCACAGUACUGGAUGAAAACGACAACAAUCCCUACUUCACCCGCAGAGAUCUUCUUAUGCAGGUUAUGGAAGGACAGCCAUCAGGGGUUUUACUGGGCACCGUCACUGCCAAAGACCCAGAUGAAGGAGAAAAUGGGACCGUUUUCUACUCACUGUCAGGUCUCAGGACCGAACGCUUCUCUCUGCACCCCAUCACCGGAGAACUGCACUCGUCCUCCUCUCUUAGCCAUGCUGAGAGGCCUGAGUAUACCUUCAGCGUCAUGGCAACAGAUCGUGGCUCACCUCCACGCAGCUCCUCAGCCACUCUGAGAAUACAGGUUAUCAGCUCUAAUAAGGAAACCACCUCCAACCUGGUCUCCAUCUCGUUGAACCCAGUGGAGGGAGCAAAGCCAGGCUCAAUCAUAGGUUCUGUGCGAACUCCGGAUGCUCAGUCGCUCCCUGAAUCGGGUCAGGUCACCUACACGGUAGUAGGUGGUACAGAUCGGGAUGGAACCUUUGUAAUAGACCGCCAAACUGGGGACGUGUAUCUGGCCUGUGAGCUAGAUUUUGAGCGUGCAUCUCGCUACACGCUUCAGAUUGAAGUGGACAAUUUCUCCACAACGCUCCCUAGGAGCCAUUUUGUCACUUUGGAGAUUGAUGUGCAGGACAGUAAUGAUCAUUCACCCCAGUUUCCUGAAGAUCCAAUUACCAUUGUGGUGCCUGAGAACAUGGAGCCCGGAUCUUCUAUCUACACUUUCCAGGCUGCUGAUAAAGAUGGGAGUGGCCCAAACAGUGAUCUGAGCUAUUCUGUUAUUCAGCAGUGGCCCAGCAGCUCAGACCUUCUGCUACUGGAUCCCAGCACCGGUGUUCUGACCCUGGUUAAGACUCUGGAUCAUGAGAACAUCUCUUCUUUUCUUCUGGUAGUUCAAGCCACCGAUUCAGCUCUUGAUAUUAGUCAGAGACGUCAUGGUAAGGUAACCGCCCGGAUCUUUGUUACGGACGUCAAUGACAACGCACCCGUGUUUACCUCCCCAACUAUGGUCAGCGUCAUGGAGGACCAGCCGGUCGGAUUUGUCCUGCUGUACGUCAUGGCUCAGGACUUGGAUCAGGCUGAGAACGGCCGUGUGUCCUAUCGCAUACAGGAUGGCAAUACAGAGGGCAAGUUCGGCAUCAACCCCAAUACUGGGUCUCUGUCUAUCCUGAAGCCUAUUAACCGUGAAGAACAGGCCCAGUUUAAUCUGACUGUAGUAGCCGAGGAUCACGGCGCCCCCCGACUGUCCAGUACUCAGCAGCUGACAGUGCAGGUGAUUGAUGUGAAUGACGAAACACCCAUUUUCGAAGAAAGUGUAUAUGAGGCUUUCGUCACUGAAAAUCAGCCAGCAGGAGCCACCGUGUUGGCUGUCUCAGCUUCAGAUUUGGAUCAAGGAAGCAAUGGCAUGGUCACAUACGGAGGACUGAGAGAUGAUGUUUUUACCAUCCAUCCAGUGACAGGUGUUAUAUCAACCACCAGAUCCCUGGACAGGGAGACCAAAGCAGACUACACUGUGACAGUUUAUGGCAAAGACGGCGGUUUUCCGUCAAACUUUGCCAAGGCCACAGUGCGUAUCACGGUGCUGGAUGAGAAUGACAACAAGCCCGCUUUUGGCAGAGUGUAUUACAGUCUUGAAGUGCCAGAAAACCAGGAGCCGGUGACUCUGUUCACUCUGAGAGCGAUUGACCCCGACUCAGGAGACAGUGGGCUCGUGCAGUAUAAAAUCACACAUGGAGACCCUUCAGGCGACUUUUAUUUAGAUAAGAAAUCUGGUGUACUGUCCACAUCAAGGGCUUUGGACAGAGAGAAGAAAGCCCGCUACACCCUCACUGUAGAGGCUCGAGAUAAGGGCACUCCGUCCCUGAGCAGCACCGCCACCCUGGACAUCAGCAUCCUUGACCUCAAUGACAACAGUCCUGUUUUUUCCAGUAGCAGCUACAUGGUGGAAAUUGAUGAGGAUGCCCCAGAAGGUACGUUCGUUCUGGAGGUUACUGCUUUCGACCAGGAUGAAGGUUCCAAUGGACAAGUGGUCUACUUCCUAAGCCAAGAAUCUAAGGGUAUGUUCAUGGUGGACCAGCACAACGGUCGCAUUGUCACAGCUGCAAAGCUCGACCGGGAGAAGGUUGCAUCCUACAGCUUUCAGGUGUUUGCUAUUGAUUCUUCUGCUGGCAAUCCUCACAAUUCCUCAGCUCAAGUGACUAUUCACGUCCUCGACGUGAACGACAACGCACCCUUCUUCAUCACAGAUCCCCUCAUUAUUAAUGUCUCUAGCAGCAGCUUUGGUAGUCAUCGCGUUCUGGCCACAAUGAGAGCCGAGGACAAGGAUUUCGGGGCUAAUGGCUCUGUCUUUUAUCGUUUCGCCAACCCUGUAAAAGGCUUCACUAUAAAUUCAUUGACGGGGGACAUUCAGGUCACUGAAAGACUUCAUGGCCUCACCCAAAACCAGAGGACACUUAAAGUCCAGGCUAUGGACCAAGGCAGUCCUGCACAGUCUUCACUGGGAGUGGUCGUGGUCUAUAUCCGUGAACAGAGCUACAAUGGAAUCCGCUUCAGCCGCAACUCCAGGGAUGUCAGCUUACAAGAAAAUGCAGCCAAAGGCACUGCGGUGGUGCAGAUCCAGGCACAGUAUCCUGACGGCUCCCGAAGUGGCAUUACCUAUAGCAUUUUUAGUGGCAACAAGUUACAAUCUUUUGGCAUCAGCUCAAAUACAGGUGAGAUUUGGGUGGAGAGUUCUAGUGGGCUGGAUUUUGAGGAGACCCCUCGGCUUCGCUUAGUGAUCAAAGCUGAAACUGCAUCCUCUAGUUCCUUCAUGGCAGUCAACCUCAUCCUGCAGGAUGUUAAUGACAACCUGCCACGCUUUCAGCUGCAUAAUUAUGUUGCUUAUGUUAUGGAGGCCCAGGGAUAUGAUUUCCCCAUCAUUCAGGUUCUGGCAGACGACCUUGACCAAGGUCAGAACGGACAGGUGACCUACUCCAUCAGGUCAUCAUCUAUGAGUGGUCUGUUCAAGAUCGACCCUCUCACAGGAAGCAUCUCAACAGCUGCCAUCAUGGACAGAGAAAUCUGGACACAGACUAAACUGGUCAUCAUGGCCACUGACAGGGGCAGCCCUCGAUUAGCAGGCUCUGCCACUCUUACUGUUAUCAUAGUGGAUCAGAACGACAACCGACCCACUAUCCCGGUUCCUCGUGAAGUGCGAGUUCCUGAGAACACACUAAUUGGGACAGUGAUCACCCAAGUGACAGGGAAUGAUGUCGACUCUCGUCCCGCCCUAUCUUAUACACUGCACCUGGACUCAAACUCCCAGGGGAAGUUUGGGAUACAUUGCUAUGGAGGAGGGGUCUCCCUGACUGGCCAGCUGGACUACGAAGAGCGGACAUGGUACACUGUGACUGUCCGAACAUCUGACUCUUUGCACCAGAGUGAGGCCAAUUUGACAAUUUUGGUCGAGGAUGUGAAUGAUAAUGUUCCAGUCUUCACUCAGGACCUUUACCAGGUGACCCUUGCUGAGCAUUCUCCAGCUGGUAGUUCUGUUAUUACUGUGACUGCCUCUGACCAAGAUUCAGGAGAAAAUGGCAAGGUCACAUAUCGAGUAGUAUCAACGAGAGACCUAUUCUACAUUGAUCCAAGUAAUGGCACGCUCUUCAUCAAAGAGAACACUGAAUUUGAUUCAGAGCGUCCAUCCUUCCUGGUGGUAAUUGAGGCUUGUGAUGGUGGUAAUCCAUCACUGACUGGUCUUACCACAGUGCAAGUCCACAUAUCAGAUGUCAAUGAUAACGCCCCUGUGUUUCACCAAAGUGAAUACAGAGCCGCUGUGUCAGAAGACGAGCCCCCUGGAUCGACCAUCCUCACACUGGAGGCUGUGGAUGGGGACUUGUCUAGGGACAACUGUGGAUUUGACUUUGCCAUUGCCAGUGGAAACACGGGCAAUGCAUUUCAAGUCGAAAGUAGCAUCCGCUUCCUUGAAGGGCGUGGGUUUCAGAUAGUUGGAACUCUCGUCCUAGCUGAAAGGCUUGACUUUGAAGCUGUGAAUACCUAUAAUCUUACUAUUGUUGCUUCAGACCGUGGGAUUCCCCAACAAAGCUCAAGCGUCCCUGUUGUAAUUACAGUGAUGGAUACUAAUGACAACCCUCCAUCUUUCACCAGGGCAGAGUACAAUGUUGUCCUGAGUGAAGGUGCAGAGACCGGAAUUGACAUACUUCAGUUAUCUGCUUCAGACCCAGACUCCACACCUAAUGGAGAGGUGCAUUACACAAUCAUCUCUGGAGAUGAAAGUGAGCUGUUCUCAUUAGACCAGUGGAGUGGCGCGCUUCGUUUGCGGAGAUCUUUAGACAAUGAGCGAGAGUCAUCGCACAUACUUAUUGUGCAGGCCUCGGAUGGACAUGGCCACUUUGCUCUUGCUCCUGUUACGAUAGAGAUCAAGGACAUCAAUGACAAUCGGCCUUUCUUUCCACUUAAAACACUGACAGCAAGUAUACGAGAGAAUCAACCCCAGAACACCCUCGUUACCAUCCUACAUGCAAUCGAUCACGAUGCAGGGGCAUUUGGCCAGCUGAAAUAUUACAUAAUGGAUAAAUCUGGAAAUGGACGAGAGUCAUUUAUGGUCAACCAGACCUCUGGUGAGAUUCGAACCCGCUUCAGUUUUGAUUUUGAAAAGAUGAACACGUUCCAUUUUGUUGCUGUGGCAAUGGAUGCAGGAAACUACUCUGCAACUGCUACUGUCCAGGUGUAUGUGACUGGAGAAGAUGAAUAUGACCCUGUUUUUACUAGUUCAAAUGUUGCCUUCCAUGUCCCCGAAGGAGCAAAGAAGGGGGAGAGCAUUGGCCAAGUGGUUGCCAAAGAUGAGGACGGGGGUGUAGAUGGCAUUGUCCUGUACAGUCUAGCCGAGACCUCUCCCUACUUUGAGGUCAACAUCUCUACAGGAGUGAUUUCCUUAAAGAUGGAUGCUUAUGGCCGGCAUGUUGGCCGAUCGAAAAGGGAGACCCGGCAAGUAACUUUAGAUGUGAUAGCACAUAGUCCACUGGAGAGCUCCCGUGUAGCCACUGCACAGAUUGUCAUUGAUAUCACUCACACUUCUUUUGGUUUAACUACAGAUAUGAGCAUUCUGCUAGCUAGUGUCAUUGCUGCUUCCUUGGCAGCUAUAGUGGUCUUGAUAAUAAUUGUCGUGGUUCUUUGCCUUUUACGAUCACGGAGGAAGAAGUACCAAGAAACUCAAGCUCGAAUUUUGACACCUGGUACAGUACUUGAUACUCUUGAUGAACCCAAGGUUCAUGGAAGUGAAAAACUAUACCACCAAACUCUACCUGGAUAUGCUGAAGACCAGAAUGCAGGUGGAGGAGGACCAUACACUCGAGGAGGGUCACUGGAUCCUUCUCAUUCAAGUGGAAGAGGCUCAGCUGAGGCCGAAGCAGCAGAGGAUGAUGAGAUCCGUAUGAUCAAUGAGUACCCCAGAGUUUCUAGUAUUUCAUCUUCCAUGCAGGAGCAUAUAUCUGCCCGUGGACCUGACUCUGGUAUUCAGCAAGAUGCUGAUCAGCUCUCAGACAUCUCUGGCGAGCCUGGAAUGGACAUAAACCAGUGGCUUAAAGGUAAAAAGAUGGGAAGCCUAAGUGGAAGUCUCUUGUCAGGCCAGACUGCAGUGUAUCGAGAUGAUGGUGGGGGUUACCUUGGGGUAGGAAGAGGGCUGAGCAUCUCUCAAUCUAAAGACUAUACAUUCCCAGAGGAUGGGAAACCCAUAGUGGAUGGUUCUCUCACAGCAAUAGUGGCUAGUGAUGAAGAACUGAGAGGCAGCUACAACUGGGACUACCUCCUUAACUGGUGCCCCCAGUUCCAACCGCUGGCUAAUGUAUUUACAGAAAUUGCUCGGUUGAAGGACGAGAAUGCCCCAGUUAACCCACGCCGACCCUUUCAGCCAAAAGCAAAAACAGAACCCAAGCCUCGAAUUGACCCCCCUCCUCUUAUUACAUCAGUAGCUCAUCCUGGGGCUAAAACUGUCCUUCCAAAGCCUGCUGUUGGACGAACUCUUCCCCACAUGUCCACCUUAAAACGAUCACCAAUCAGCCAUGAUGGUUCGGUCUCCUCAGUAGCUAUGUCACCCAGUUUCUCACCCUCUCUAUCCCCUCUUGCAGCCCGCUCUCCUGCCAUCUCACCAUUUGGUGUUACCACAGGCCCAUCUGCCUCCAUUAUGAAUACAAAUGAACACUCUCUAGAGCACAAUGAGGAGACUGAGCUUAGGAUUUAACUUUUUAAAAAAACUUUUCUACUGUUACUUUUGCAUCCUACUUGACUCAGGACCCUGUACAUGACAGUUGUCCAACAUGGUAAUAAUGUCAUGUGAAAUGUCAUGGUGCCUCACUGGCUGGCCAGAGAGUUGAGGGUGCAGUGUUUGAAUACUAUGAUGGACACAGACACAGUGGCUUAUUAAAAUGCUCUCUCCAGAAAACAUACCCAGAUAGCAAAGGACAUGUGCUAUCUCCUACAUUUGCACGUUCAUAAACGGGAGCUAAGUGGAUGUUAAUGUUUUUUAAAGUAAAACGUUUUUUGUAUGAUAUAUUUUUGUACUGAUAUUUGCGUUUUUUUGGACUAGGAAAUGGCAUUAUUGAAUUCCAUUUUCUGAUUAAACUGUUAUACAUUUGAAUUUGUAUAUACUGUAUGUGACUGUAAUGAUAAGUAACAGGAUUUUGUUGUAGUUUACAGCUGGCAUUUGCAAGUGUUCUAACAGUGUUAACAUGAUGUUCUUACUUUUUUUUUUUGAUAUUAUAAAUAACUUUUUUUUCAGUCUUAUUUUAGUAUUUAUAAAGGAGCCUUUUUUUUACAGGUUGACCAGUCAUAAGACUAUGAAGCAUUUAGUUAUUUAUGCUCUGCUCCUCCUACACUACAGGCACACAUAACAAACCCAGCUAAGAGAUGACAAACACAAAGGACGGGGCAGUUUAAUUUUUAAACAUGGACACCCAAAAAAUAUUGUUUAAAUAUUAAUAUUUCUGCAUGAAGAGCAGACUUUGGUGCAAACAUGGAGUGUUAGGAUCAAAUCUGUUUGUUCAUUCAUCAUCAGCAGCAUCUGCUUUAUAUAAAAGUGGGUGGGUCAGUAAGUAAGUCAUCCAAUUCUGCAUUAAUUUGGUAAAUUGAUUUUUUUGUCCAAUUUAAUGUCCCAAAUAUAAUUUCGAGGAACAAAAAGCCAUCUCACAUUAUACUCAAUACACAAUAAUUUUUUUAUGGCAGCUUUUGGCACCACUUGACUCUUUUAAAACACUUUUUACCUGGAAUAUUGUGCAUUACUGGAACUGGAAAUCCUCUUGUCAGUUUGGCAUGUUGUGGUUCGCUGAUAAAGGUAGUUCCAUUGGGUUGGCAUUUUAAGCAAUGUUGUAAAAGUAAAAACUUUCUUCAAAAACUAAUUGGAUGUGCAUCUGAACACUGUUGCGGUACAGCACUGAGGUACAGUAUUUUAUAUGCAAGAUGCAAGUCAAAUGCAUAUCACAGGCUAAUAACUGAAAAAAGCAUCACAAAAUGUUAUUGUCAUUUUAUAAUGGUGGUAAUAUAAUUGAAAGAUGGCUAAAUGGUAUGACUAACUGAUUCUUCAUUUUUUACAAAUUACAAAUAGUCUUAUUUAACUUUACUAUUUUCAUGAUGCAGCAUUAAAAGCCUUUAUAUAGUAAGCUAAUGUUACUUUUGACUGACAGGACCUCCUAUAGGAGCCCAGUUGGUUUGGAAAGCCAGUUUUUCUUUGACUACAUGCCAAUAUUUUUAAAUGUUGGAUGUUAAACUUUUUUAUUGAAUAUUUAGUAAUAAGAAACAUUUCUCUGUUACUUUCCAGAAAUCUAUAAUAUAAACAAAAUAGGCAUCAUACAUACUGUACCAUGGCUGAAAGAGUCUAUAGCAUUCUUACUUCUUGUCCACUAGCUUAAAAAAUACUUUGGGCCAGCAGUUUGUUAUUUUUCCCAUGCCUUUCUCACUAAAUCAAGUGAUUUUUUCUUUCAUAUCUUUCUACCAGAAUCAAAGCUUUAUCAGUUUAAUUAUUGAUGCAUUUGAAAGAAUAAAAGAUGCUGCUUAGCCUUUAAGGUGACAUCUCACAAUUUCAUAUAUUUAGCCUAAUCUAACAAAAAAAAUGUACGAAAAAAGGAAUGUACUGGGAUUUCCAUCGCCAUUUGUGAAUGAUCUUUGUUGCAAUCACUUCUGCCUUCCCCAAUGGAAAAUAUGUCCUCGAUGGAGUUAAAUGAUGCCUUGUUAAAGGUGGUAAUGAUGUGUUCAGAACACAUGGUUGUGCCUUUUUGUAAUGUGUGAAGAUUGCAGGUAACACUUUAUUUUAAGGAACACAUCUACGUGGAUAAUUUAAACUUAAUUAAACUCAAAUUUGAUUUUUGUAAUCCAAUAUGUUUAGGGAUUAUUAAUAAAUACCUAAAUUACAUCUUUGAGCAUAUUUUACCCUUUAUCCAGAGCGACUUGAGGGUUAAGGGCCUUGCUCAAGGGCCCACUUGAUGGAGUGAUAGCCUGGCUCUUGAGUGGUGACUCGUAUUAAAUGCUUUAAAAUAUAUUCUACAAAAUACUGGGCAUGAAUUAUUAAUACAUUUACAUGUGAUUAGUUUUCUACUGCUAACUAAUACAUUUUAAUGUAUUAAAAGAGGUUUUAUUAUGCUCAGUAGUUUGUAUAGGUUUAAUAGAGUGUUUAUCGUUCAUUAUUACAAGUAAUAAUGCAAAUACUAAUCACUUGUAAGUAACAAGUCUCUAGUAUUGUAAGAAGCAGACUGCAAAAAAUAAACGCAAAUAGACACGUCAAAUUUGAGUUUUAAUUCAAAACUCUAGUAAAUGUGUUCCUUUUUAUAAAUCGUCACCACAUUUUAGCUUCAGCAACCAUAGUAUUAUUUCAGGCUGAUAUUCGGUUUUAUUAUUUUAUUAUUAUUUUUUUUUUUGUCUAUACUUUUAUCUGUACUUUUGUCCUUUAAUUCCUAGCUCUUUUCUUUAUUUUGAUGUGUAUAUAUUUAUUGUGGGGUUUAAUUGCUUUUGAAUAUGUUCCAUUGGUUACAUUUGAACAAAAAUUGGCAUUUCUUUCAUUUUGCCCAAUCCCACAGUGCCUAAUAAUCGCUAGCUGCUCGUUAUAGUAAACUUGAUUUCCCCUCCUAAUAGAGUUUUGGUGAGUUCUCUAGUGAUUUGUGUUUGUGUGUAUGGGUUUGUAGUAUAAUUACUCGGUCUGUCUUUCUGCCAGUGCUGCUUUUAUUUAGGUGUCUUAUAGAUAGCUAAUCAUGUACUGUUGCAUAAACAUGCAGCAACAUCUGAAUCCAAUUAACUGUGAAAUUCAGGAUGUGCCAUAUCUAUGAUGUCUCUGAGAAAAAAAAAAAUCUUAAUAAAGGUGCAGAUGUUUAGAUUCAUGA